Molecule: messenger RNA, 559 nt
Organism: Leptopilina heterotoma
Lineage: Eukaryota; Metazoa; Arthropoda; Insecta; Hymenoptera; Figitidae
Gene: mRpS14
Product: 28S ribosomal protein S14, mitochondrial
Exons: 3
Coding region: 58-453 (131 amino acids)
Biological process (GO): translation
Cellular component (GO): ribosome; mitochondrial small ribosomal subunit
Molecular function (GO): structural constituent of ribosome
Source: RefSeq, a predicted model, not a curated record
AUGACUAGUUCCGGACAUGCGCUGUUGUCCGUUUUUCUUGUCGUCUGCUAAUUCAAAAUGUUUUUCUCGCUGGGUGUUUCUUCGGUUUCGAAAUUAUUGUUUGAAACACCUCAAUUAGUCGGAAAUGGAGUCCAACAAGUUCGGAACUAUUGGAGUAAAGCAUUAACAAGGAGAGAUAUGAAGAGGAGAAAAUUAGCCAAAGAAUUUGCACCAACUCGUUUACGUCUCGUUUGUAUAAAAAGAUGUAAAUUAUUACCACAAGAAAUUAGGGAUUGUGCUAGUAAGGAUUUUGAUUUUGUACCACGACAAUCGGCAUUGAGGCAAUUAACAGGACGAUGUGUUGUAACUUCACGUCCUCGUGGUAAUCUUAUGAGAUGGAGAUUAUCACGAUUCAUAUUCCGUGAUGCGGCGGAUCAUAAUCAACUUUCCGGAGUUCAACGUGCCAUGUGGUGAUUGAAACUUUAUAAAUUCAAAUUUCCAAACUAUGUUUUGUAGAAAAGUCCUGAAAUGUUAAAGUAAGUUUAUAAAAAUAAUAAAAAUUAUACCAUUAAGUUAAAAA